This is a messenger RNA of Tauraco erythrolophus (red-crested turaco), 1358 nucleotides long. The record is from RefSeq and is a predicted model, not a curated record. Lineage: Eukaryota; Metazoa; Chordata; Aves; Musophagiformes; Musophagidae.
AUAUCUCGAUAAGCUUACUAUCCUUAGUUGUCACAGCCUGUGGUCUUGCUCUCUUUGGUGUCUCUCUGUUCGUGUCCUGGAAGCUUUGUUGGAUCCCUUGGCGAGAGCGUGGUCUGCCCUUUGGGAGCAAAGACAACAAACAAGAAUCACUGAACUACACAGAUACAGAGACCAAUGACCAUGACUACAGUGAGGAUUAUCUGGGUCAGCCUACAGCCUAUCCGGAGUCCUCCAUGAAGAUCAGCCACACGUCCCCUGAUAUUCCAUUAGAUGCUCAGGCGGGAAAUAAGGAGAACUGCGUACACAAUGUGCGAAUGCAUCGUCAGAUCACUGAACCAACCUCUUCUGCUCGGCAUAAUUCAAUCCGAAGACAGCUCAACCUCUCCAACCCCGACUUCAACAUCCAGCAGGUUCAGAAACAGGAGCAACUGACAGGGAUUGGCCGCAUUAAGCCGGAGCUGUAUAAACAAAGAUCAGUGGACACAGAUGAUGGCCGGAGGAGUAACAGCAAGGCAUGUGGAAAACUGAACUUUAUUCUGAAAUAUGACUGUGAUUUAGAGCAGCUGAUAGUGAAGAUACAUAAGGCCAUCAACCUGCCGGCAAAGGACUUCUCUGGAACUUCAGAUCCAUACGUGAAGAUAUAUCUACUCCCUGAUAGGAAAACCAAACACCAGACUAAAGUGCAUAGAAAGACCCUAAAUCCAGUAUUUGAUGAAGUUUUUUUAUUUACUGUCCCAUAUAAUGAUCUGAACGCAAGGAAACUCCAUUUCUCUGUGUAUGACUUUGACAGAUUCUCCAGGCAUGACUUGAUCGGCCAAGUGAUAGUGGAUAAUUUUUUAGAUUUGGCAGAUUUUCCCAGGGAAUGUAAUCUUUGGAAGGAUAUUGAAUAUGUCACCAAUGAUAACGUGGAUCUUGGUGACCUGAUGUUUUCACUCUGCUACCUUCCAACAGCUGGUAGACUAACUAUUACAAUAAUAAAGGCAAGAAAUUUAAAGGCAAUGGAUAUCACAGGAGCAUCAGAUCCCUACGUGAAGGUUUCUUUAAUGUGUGAAGGAAGGCGACUAAAGAAAAGAAAAACUUCCACCAAGAGGAAUACCCUUAAUCCCGUUUACAAUGAAGCCAUAGUCUUUGACGUCCCUCCAGAAAACAUUGACCAAAUUAACUUGUCGAUAGCUGUUAUGGAUUAUGACCGUGUAGGUCACAAUGAGGUCAUUGGAGUAUGUCAAGUAGGCAAUGAUGCAGAAAGCCUAGGUCGUGACCACUGGAACGAAAUGCUCUCGUACCCUCGGAAACCCAUUGCUCACUGGCAUCCUCUUGCAGAGGUAAGACUUUCAUUUCUUGCUUCCCUGUUACUAUAG